AUAGGUUUACCCACUUUCUUUAUUAGGAGGGCAUUACUAUGCAGCAGCAUUAAAGUAGUUUCUGAUCCAGAUAAAGAAGUGGGUAUGUACUCGUACAUCGGGAUUUUAGACUUCAAACGUGCCAAGAUUAAUAUUGUGUCACGUCAGAUCAGGCAGGUUUUGAACCCUCACCCCCUCUGAUUUUGACGAAAAUCGCUGUAUAGGAUUCAAAUGGGCCCAAAUGGACCUGACAGCAAAAAUAAUAAAAAUUGUGGAUUUUAUGGGGAGUACCAUUUUUGGAACUUUUCAUAUCAGAGCAAAAAUGUUUAUAUAUUAUUCUAUCGCCGUUUUGUUAGUAUAUAUGAUCAUUAAAAGAAAAUUUUAUUUAUCUAAAAUAAAAUCAAUACCUUGCAAGAAAUCUUUACCUUUAUUUGGACAUACUCUUAUUUUACUUGCAGGACCAAAAAGUAUAGGAAAUCUUGUUAAGACUUUUCAACAAGAAUGCAAACGAAUCUGCACUGUAUGGUUCGGACCUGUUCCGUGCAUCGUAGUUUAUAAUGCUGAAGACAUGCAGACAAUUCUACGAAACUCUAAGGAAAUUCCCAAAGGACAAUCCUAUAAUUUUUUGAGACCUUGGCUUGGCGAAAGUAUAUUAAUAAGUGACGGUCAAAAAUUUAGACAAAAUAAGAAAAUAUUAGUGCAGACUUUCCACAAGACCAACCUACUGGACUUUCUGCCAAUUUUUAACGACAAUGCUGAUAAUUUAAUCCAAAAUUUUGCUAAACACGUUGGUAAAGGAGAAUUUGCAACGGACUUAUAUUUGGCCACCGGUGCUAUGUUUAAUUUGUUAGGAACAACUUUGGGAGUUCACAGGGAUAUUUUAACAGAAGAGGAAGCUUUUAAUUACUCAUUAUCUGUUGAAAAGAUGGGUGAAUUUGUGUUUACAAGGAAUAUCAAGUUCUGGCUAAGACCCGAUAUAUUUUUUUACUUUUCUAAUUUAAAGAAAAAACAAGAUGACCAUCUUAACAUUCUAAAUAAUUUAACCGAAAGAGUAAUCCUUAGCAAAAAAAAGGAAUUCGAUGAAAGAAAAUCCAGUUCGAUUACAGAAUUUGAUGAAAAUAAAAAAGUAUUGUUUUUGGAAAACUUUUUUUCUGCUACGAAAUUAAAUGGUGAACCAUUUACUUUAAAAGAAAUUAAAGACGAGGUUAUGACAAUGAUGUUUGCUGGACAAGAUACAACUACUGUUACUUUAGGAUUCGUAUUAAGUCUUUUAGGAAUACAUCAAGACGUUCAAGUUAGUAUGCAUUUUAUUGAACUUUUAUUUAAUAAUAAAGUAUAUAAGGAGUUGGAAGAAAUUCUAGGAUAUUCAGAUAGAGAUAUAAAUUACGAAGAUACACAAAAAAUGGUGUAUCUAGAACAAGUUAUAAAAGAAACUUGGCGUUUAUACCCACCAAUCAACAGCAUUAUGCGGGUUCCUAUUAAGGACAUAAAUUUAGGACAAUAUGUUUUUCCAAAGGGCACUACUUUGUUGUGUUCAAUAUUUUUAUUGCACAGAAAUGAAGAAUAUUAUCAUGAUUCCCAUAGAUUUAAUCCUGAAAGAUUUAAUUCUGACAAUGAUAAAAAUAGACCACCAUACAGUUUUUUGCCCUUUUCAGAAGGUGUACGAAAAUGCAUAGGUUCAAAAUAUGCCAUGCUCGUGGUCAAAGUAUUUUUGGCAAAAAUUCUUAGUCAAUACAGAGUUAUUUGUAAUCAAAAGCAAAGAGAUUUUAAGUUGUCCCUGCAACUUACAGUCAGAAGAAAGGAGGGAUUUUUAAUUAGUUUGGAACCAAGAAAAUAAUGCAAUUAUUUUUUUUAUUUAUUUAAAAUUUAUUGUUUUUUUAUUUACUUACCAUAAAAGGUUUAUUGUAGAGAUAAAUAAAUCGCCAAGGUAUAUUAAAAUAAAUGAAAUAAAAGUUGUUUAGUUCUUAUAUAUUUAUUGUUAAAAUCCUACCAUUAGUUUGUAUGUCU
This is a messenger RNA of Brassicogethes aeneus, 1986 nucleotides long. NCBI's taxonomy places the organism in Eukaryota, Metazoa, Arthropoda, Insecta, Coleoptera, Nitidulidae. The record is from the annotation of a GenBank genome assembly.